Molecule: messenger RNA, 259 nt
Organism: Closterium sp. Naga37s-1
Lineage: Eukaryota; Viridiplantae; Streptophyta; Zygnematophyceae; Desmidiales; Closteriaceae
Source: the annotation of a GenBank genome assembly
GCUGUUUUCUGUUCCCAGCAAGGUCGAGAUUCUGGACGCUGCAGGAGGACCAGUGUGCAUGCUAGUAAGCAAGGUGUUCACGAUUCACAACACCACCUACCUCUGCCCGGGAAAAAGCACAGACACCGAGGGUCACUUGCUAAGGGCUAGGAAACUCAUCUUCACCAUUGUCCCCGUUCUUGAGGUUUACUUACGGGGAAACAAUUCAGACAACCCGGACAUUACCUUAUCUGGCUCAAUUCUCAACUAUGAUUUCAAA